AUGGCUUCUAAUCGAACGCGGCGAAUCGCAAAGGAGAUUGCGGAUAUUCGGGCAGAUACUCAUUCCCAAAUUACUGCCGAACCGGUGGAAGAUGACGAUGUAACACAUUUGCGUGGCACGUUUCCGGGGCCCCCGGGUACACCGUAUGAAGGUGGUACUUACGAAGUUGAUAUCAAGAUACCCAACGACUAUCCAUUUCGGCCGCCUGUCAUGAAGUUUGUGACCAAGGUCUGGCAUCCCAAUAUCAGCAGCCAAACGGGCGCGAUCUGCCUCGAUACGCUGUCAUCGGCAUGGUCGCCGGUGCUGACCAUCAAAUCCGCGCUUUUAUCUCUGCAAUCCUUACUCAGCACUCCUGAGCCCAAAGAUCCGCAGGAUGCAGAGGUAGCCACCAUGCUACUGCGUAGACCGAAAGAGUUCGAGCGUGUCGCCCGGGAAUGGGCCGUCAUCCACGCUGGGGCUCCCCGAAAACACGCUGGGGAGGGUAGUGGAGGAGCUACAGACGAAACUCUUCGCCAGGAGGAACUUAAGUCUAAGGCGGAGCAAGAAAGGGAAGAUCUUUCCAAGUACGACGGAUAUAACAAAGACUUGAUCGAUCGAUUCUGCAGCAUGGGCUUCGAUGUUGAUCGAGUGGUCGCGGCGUUCAAAUUUUACGGCAUUGAUCGAAUGAAUGGCGAGGAUUAUGAAUUGGAUGAAGCUUAUAUGGGUGAUAUUACUGCACGGCUCCUGGGUGAGCCGUAA
This is a messenger RNA of Aspergillus lentulus, 738 nucleotides long. Its product is annotated as ubiquitin-conjugating enzyme E2 1. The record is from RefSeq and is a predicted model, not a curated record. Gene Ontology annotation, molecular function: protein binding. NCBI's taxonomy places the organism in Eukaryota, Fungi, Ascomycota, Eurotiomycetes, Eurotiales, Aspergillaceae.